GCAGAAAAAAUCAGCUUAAAGCGUGAGAAGAGAGAGAGAGAGAGAGAGCGUAACCGCGGGUGAUAAAAUCUCUCUCCCCUCACCCGCGUUCUCGGAGCUUCUUCUUCUUCUUCAACAACAAUGGCGGCCUCUCCGAUCUGAUUAAGUUUCCUCUAUCUCUCUCUCAUGCCUCGAACGGACUCGUUUCAUCGACGUACCAGCUUCUUCCUAGUUACUGAGGAAACAAUAAGAAGAUGAUGACCAACUCUUUAUUCCUCUCCGUCGUCGUUUUUGUUUCUCUCGUUUCCGUUGAUUCAUUCGCCACCGCCUCACAGGAUCCUCUCAAACUCAUAUUAGGUUCACCUAAUUUCGGAUCAACAUGGAAAGGUGGAAUCUCAUUAGCACCAGGACCUUCAUCAGCUGAUGAUGCCUCUGAUUACCUUCUCUUAGCAGCUCAUAGAACCAAGAGACCUGACAUCCUUAGAGCUUUUAAGCCUUACCUUGGCGGCUGGAACAUCACUAAUAAUCACUAUUGGGCUUCUGUUGGAUUUACAGGUGCUCCUGGUUUCAUUCUAGCUGCUAUCUGGCUCUUGUCUUUUGGCUCUCUUCUUGUUGUGUAUCAUUGUUUCAAAUGGAGAGUAUGUGUUAAAGCCAAGGGAUCAUCAUUCGAUUCGCGCAGAAUCUGUUUCAUUUUGUUGAUACUGUUUACUUGUGUCGCAGCGAUUGGAUGUAUUCUUUUAUCUGUUGGACAGGAUAAGUUUCAUACUGAAGCUAUGCAUACUCUUAAGUAUGUGGUAAACCAGUCAGACUACACCGUGGAGAUCCUCCACAAUGUGACUCAAUAUCUGUCACUUGCAAAAACAAUCAACGUGACAGCGAUUUCCAUCCCGUCAAAUGUUAUGGAUGAAAUUGACAAGUUAAAUGUCAAUCUGAACACUGCAGCAGUUACACUGGAAGAGAAAACAACAGAUAAUGCUGCUAAGAUAAAGAGAGUUUUCUAUGCUGUGCGAUCAGCUUUGAUCACGGUCGCUACUGUGAUGCUCAUCCUUUCUUUUCUAGGUCUAUUGCUCUCUGUCCUCCGCCACCAACACGUUGUUCAUAUAUUCGUGGUGAGUGGGUGGAUACUGGUGGCUGUGACAUUUGUUCUCUGUGGAGUUUUUCUGAUCCUAAACAAUGCAAUUUCAGAUACGUGUGUAGCCAUGAAGGAAUGGGUUGAUCAUCCUCACGCAGAAACAGCUCUCAGCAGCAUCCUCCCAUGCGUUGAUCAGCAAACAACAAACCAGACUCUUGCACAGAGUAAAGUUGUCAUCAACAGCAUCGUCACUGUUGUAAACACCUUUGUCUAUGCCGUUGCCAAUACAAACCCAUCUCCAGGUCAAGACCAUUAUUACAAUCAGUCUGGACCUCCGAUGCCUCCUUUGUGCAUCCCAUUUGAUGCAAACAUGGUAGAUCGCCAGUGCUCGCCUUGGGAAUUGUCGAUAGAAAAUGCAUCAUCGGUCUGGGAGAAUUACAUAUGUGAGGUUACAGAAUCCGGAAUCUGCACCACUGUGGGGAGAAUAACGCCUGCUGCUUUUGGACAGUUGGUAGCAGCUGUAAAUGAGAGCUACGCACUCGAGCAUUACACGCCUCCAUUGCUUAGCUUCCAAGAUUGCAACUUUGUUAGGGAAACAUUUAUGAGUAUUACCUCAGAUUACUGUCAACCAUUGGAGCGUAAUCUGAGGAUUGUGAAUGCAGGACUUGGACUAAUAUCCGUGGGAGUGUUACUAUGUCUGGUGCUGUGGAUAUUCUAUGCAAACCGCCCCCAAAGGGAGGAAGUGUUUGCGGAUCCACACCCUCAAAAAAAAGACGGUAGCUUUGGUAAUGGCUUGGAUAAUCAUCACUCAGAUGCCAAUACUAAGAUUUCUGUAGAAUGCGUAUAGUAAAUAGGUAUAUAGAUAGAUAGAAUCAGAUAUAUUGUAUUUCAUAAAAAUAUGAAAAAGAACAAUAAAAACGUUUUGUAGCGUUUAUGUUACAUUAGAAGAAGAGGAAGAGACUAGAGGUGGAGCGAAGUUUCACUUUCUGGCUCUUGUUUUCAGAA
Molecule: messenger RNA, 2056 nt
Organism: Capsella rubella
Lineage: Eukaryota; Viridiplantae; Streptophyta; Magnoliopsida; Brassicales; Brassicaceae
Exons: 9
Coding region: 234-1898 (554 amino acids)
Cellular component (GO): membrane
Source: RefSeq, a predicted model, not a curated record